AUGGUCGCCUCCAACAACUACCGUGACGACGACGACGACGACGAUGAAGAGAAUCGAGCUGCAGAUAUCCCUAUCCUGACCGACGACGAGCCUGACGAUGACGCUGUGAGCCGAGAUUUCCAUGUACGGUCUGCGUCCGAAUCCUCUGCGACCGCGCUUCCGCUUCCCGUAUGGCUUCGAGAGUCUGGCGCGACCUUCAAGUUCAAAUGGGUGCCCCUGCCGCUGCGCAAGGCCUCGAGAGCAGUGGUGACUUGGGUGAAGGGACCUAUUCCUCCACGAGUGCUCAAGAUAAACCCUGUAUACCCAAAGAUACAAGAAGCGCCUCUGAGAUUGUUGGAUAGAUAUGCGCCAAAGAAGAAGCAACGUCUGAUCCUGCUGGUCGGGCUGUACGCUUGCUGGUUUUUGACAUGGUCUCUGAUGCUCAAACACCAUUCCGCGUCUGGGUUCAUCAAAGGCUACGGACGGCCUCGCAAUCUAUGGUGUGGUGCCAGUUUCUGGAACGAAGGCAACGGCUGCGGACUGAAUGGCAACGACUGUCGACCCUUUUCCUCGGCGCAUAUGACCUUUCGCUGUCCCGCCAAUUGCAAAGGGACGCACAUGCUCGAGGAACACAUGGUCGGCAACCAGUUACUCCGAUACCAAACCCUUGUGGUGGGCGGACCGGACCCGCUGGAGCCAGACUCGGUACCAGUGUAUCGAGGAGACAGUUUCAUCUGCCAGGCUGCUAUCCACGCCGGUAUCACGACCGACGCCACCGGAGGCUGCGGUGUAGCUACACUGGUCGGAUCGCACACGAACUUCCAUGCGACCAAGUCGAACGGGAUUGAAAGUGUGUCGUUCCCCGGCACAUUUCCACGAUCAUUCACCUUUCAGAGACUGUCGCCCGCCCAAGCCAAAUGUCCCUCCGACUCGCGAUGGCCCCUGUUCGCAGUCACGGCCGUCACUCUGGUUGUGUUGUCCAUCUUCACCGCGUCCCCUGCCGUGUUCUUUUUCAGCACUUUCGUUAUCAUGUUCCUGCAUGUCGGGCUGGUCUCUGAUCCGCCGAACGCGGCCAACAUCUACGAAGCCAUCAGUACGUUGCUCGGGCGCUUCCUGCCCGCAGCGUUCAUCUCGUUCAUUCUGUACCGGGUCGCGGCCGUGCCGCUUCUGCGAGGGUUGACGGCACAGAUCGAGAAGACGGUGCUGUACCUGGGCAUGUGCUUCAUCGGGGCUCUGAACAACUAUACAUUUGCUCCGCUGAUCCCGAUUGAGCGCCUCACACCUCACGACCUUGCCCAACCCGGUGCGCCGUUCGCUCUGGCCAUGAUCGUCACCAUCAUCGUCGUAAUUGUCGUCACACAGAUCCACUUCAUUCGCAUCUCAGGCAACAUGCCCAAGUACCUCGCCAUUUACGCGGCCAUGGGCCUGGCGCUGAUCAUCCUGCUGGCCCUGCCGGGUGAGAGGCUGCGCAUCCACCACUACAUCCUGGCGCUGCUCUUCAUGCCGGGUACGGGCUUCCAGACCCGCCCUGGGCUCGCGUACCAAGGGCUGCUCCUCGGGUUGUUCAUCAACGGCAUCGCGCGCUGGGGCUUCUCGAGCAUAAUCCAGACGCCCGCGGCGCUGGGCGAGUCCGGCUCGAGUGGCCACGGCGGCGGAUCGUGGUGGGGAGCCCACUCUCCCAACGUCACGGCCGUCGUGGGCCCUGCCGCGAACAACAUCACCUUCAACUGGGGUCCGCUGCCUACGGACACGGGCGUCGACGGCGUGAGUAUCUUGAUCAACGACGUCGAGCGCUGGCGCGGAUACACGGACGCAGAACUCUACUGGGACCAGGAGCACGUCACGCUCGAUCGACUCAAGAGGGACGGUGGUGCCGAUGAUUCUGGUGGUAGUAGUGGUGUUGCAGGAGAACCCGUCGCCGAGCCUGAGUUUUUCAGGUUCGCAUGGAUGAAGGGCAGUGACACGGGCACAUACUCCAAGGUUGGCGUGUGGGAUGAACAAGGGCAGUGGCAUGGUUGGUCAUCCACGAAGUCACACUAA
Exophiala spinifera is the source of this 2019-nucleotide messenger RNA. RefSeq lists its product as uncharacterized. The record is from RefSeq and is a predicted model, not a curated record. The coding region runs from base 1 to 2019 and encodes 672 amino acids. Lineage: Eukaryota; Fungi; Ascomycota; Eurotiomycetes; Chaetothyriales; Herpotrichiellaceae. The transcript has a single exon.